GUCAUUAUUAAUGUACCAAAAGUAUCUUCUAUAAAAGAUAUUUCGCAACCUAUUGACUCAUGGAAUGAGGGCACUAACGUGCCUGAAGAAACAAUUAUUCCUGAUGAAAUAGAACAUAGCCCGGCGAAAUCUGAAUCUUUAACGGAACUUGAAGAAUCAGAGAUUCAAUGCUCCGCAUCACCCUCUGUAACCUCUUUACCACAAAAUGAUAUAUUCAAACAAAUUGAAGAGAUUGAUCGAGAUUUUGAUCCAUCAGAAGUCAAGAUACAGGUAAGUGCACCCGCUAUAGCAUCUGAAGAUUUCAACUAUGAAUACAAUUUUGAAGAUCCCUUCGAUAACAACGAAGAUGACUCACGGAGCGAGGAUGCUAAUGCGUCUAAAGAUGAUGAUGGGUUUUGUGGAUUUUCUGACGAUGAUGAUGAAGGUUAUUAUUAUGAUUUCAAUACCGAUACAAGGGAAGUUCUCGCCGCCGAUGAAUGGCCAACACGAGAAACUUCAGCAAAAUCAAUGAAUCAACUGUCACCGCCGAUGAAUGGCCGACGCGAACAGUUGUUAGCUACCAAGGCACUUAAUGAGUUGAAUGUUCAUGACUAUUUCAAGAAAACAGAUGCCCAGGAAUGGAGGUUAAACAAUUAUCUAAAUUAUCGUUUAGAAACCGAAAAUGAAAUUCCAACCUGGACUGAUGUUAUUAAUGUUUGGAAGAAUUCACUCGAAACUAUGAUACAAACCAAUCACAAAAAAGUUCCAGCCAGUGUAAAUUCGUUUUGCAAAGAGUUAAUUAAUUUCAGCUCUUUUGAGGGAGAGUCUAUUCUAAAAAGUUGUAUGGAAUGGUACAGGGAUUUCUACGAGCGUUACUGUGAUCUCCAACUUGCCGAAAGGGCUCAGCGCCUUGAGAAAAACAUAUAUUCAUCUCAAGGAGUAUCAAAGCUGUUACGAAAAAAGACAAAUAAAAAAAGAUCAGAGAAAGCAUUGGAUGUCUUAUUUGAUGAGGCGCAUGAAGAUGAAUUGGUUGAAUCCAUUAACAAAUCCAUUUUGGGAGAAGAAAUAACAUUACCUGUUUCAGAUGAUACUUCAAGGCAAGAAUUUCAUAGUAUCUCUGAUAAAUUCAAGAAGUAUCGGAAUAAAAUUCCAAAGACGCAUCGGAUUAUAACAUUGGGGUACUGGGGAGUUUUUGACCUGACGCAAGAGAGCCUUUAUGAGUGUAAGGAAUUUUCCCAAAGCGAAAUUGAUGAGAUCUCACAAGAUUUUGCAAAUCAUAUUCAAUGGUCUCCGAAACCAACUCCAAAAAACCUUCAAAAAUAUUUUGAUUCCAAUUGCGAUCCUGUUAAUCUUGAAGAUAAUGAAGACAAGGAAAAACUACACGCGAAUAUUCAAUUUAUAAUCCUUAACAUGAAAAAGGUCGGCGGUAAGACGGAGGAAGAACUUAAAUUUACUACCAUAUACCCUUUAUUCAAUGCAGUCAUGGAUCCUUCGUUAAUAAAAGAUACAUGGGGAGAGAUUCAGACGCUUGGCUCGAAAGAUAUGAGGAACGAUAAAGCAAAUCCUUUUGUCAAAGCUCGUAUGGGGCGCAAGGUUGAUAUGAAAGGCACCCUAACAAAGACAUCCAAUAAGUUUGAAGCCUUGUACGGGGAGGUCUCAAACGGGUUAUCUCCACUUGGAAUAUCGCUUGCAUCACAAAAAAAGAAAUAUUUGGACAAAGUCAAACUUGCGGUAUUAAUGAGAGACUCGUUAAAUAGUACUUUGAAAAAAUGGAAACAUUUAAAUGAUGAGCAGAGAAAAAAGCUUAUUGUAUAUGGUUGGACGCUGGCAGGAUUUGACUUAUCUCUAUAUGCAAUGGACUGGACCGGAGAUGGGAUGUAUCGGUUUGGAUUGAUAGAAAAUUGUCAAUUCCCGUCAAAUAAAGAAAAUUGUGGCUUAUUUGAAGGUGUCUUGUGCCUUUUGAAAGAAUUGGAGGUUGUCCAGGAAUUACAUGUCGCAAACACGCGUGGAAAGUGUAGACAAAUAACAGUUGAGAGUAGCCCAAUCCUAAAUCUUAAUAGAACUCCUAAUUAA
Messenger RNA from Ambispora leptoticha, 2052 nucleotides. The record is from the annotation of a GenBank genome assembly. NCBI's taxonomy places the organism in Eukaryota, Fungi, Glomeromycota, Glomeromycetes, Archaeosporales, Ambisporaceae.